Paramormyrops kingsleyae is the source of this 4552-nucleotide messenger RNA. RefSeq names its product SFI1 centrin binding protein (gene sfi1). Gene Ontology annotation, molecular function: phosphatase binding. NCBI's taxonomy places the organism in Eukaryota, Metazoa, Chordata, Actinopteri, Osteoglossiformes, Mormyridae. The record is from RefSeq and is a predicted model, not a curated record.
ACCAUAGCAACGCGCGCAGCGGGAACGCGCCUCGGAUCUAGCGGCAGCCUGGCGUUACGCGGUUAGCUAGCUGUAUAUUAAUAUAACGUAACACCAGUUUAGUUAACAGCGAUUAAAUGCUUCGCAAAGGCGUGUUGUAUAACUUACGCUGUGUCGACGGUUACCUUCGCACAUGAUUGAUGUGCAGUAUAGCUGCUGCCAUACGAAUUUAAGCUGUGACAGUUGGAGGUGGCCGCUAGGUAGCUGCGCUUUCCAAACAGAUGGGAAGAAGUUAUGAAAAUUCACGCAAAAAUGACUACAUAACAACUAAAAAGUUCGCUUAACAGCGAGACGGUGUACUAAGCCAGCUAACUGGAGUGUUGUAUCUACUUUCCUGACUUCUUGUGUGGUCAAAUGUACCCUAACUGGCUAACUUUUAUAACUUUGAAUAGUCUGGGAAGUGGAAUAAAAGGAAAUACAUUCAGACUGAUUUCAGGUGAAUUAAGCGCAGAGUGUUACGGAGCGCCAGCAACGCCGGACAUGGCUGUAUAAGAGACGGGCUGUCUGCUAGCUCUAUGAGGGGCGAUACCAGGAGGGGACCUCCGCCGGUCUCUGGCGGCGGCGCUGGAAGUGGCUCCCGUGAGACAGUGCCGCGGAGGAUGGAGUACAGAGUCGGCUACACCUGGAACAGGGGAGGGAGGCUGAAGGAACUCAGAAUAAGACAUCUGGCACGGAAGUUCUGGUACCUGUGGAUCUGGAAGACGUUUGGCCGGGUGCAUCCAUCCAGAGCUAGGUGUCAUCACCGGAGAGCAGUCCUGCAGAAAGCUCUGGAUGGAUGGAAGGAGGAGUGGUGGAUCAGCAGAAGGGAGUGGUCACUGUCUGUGCGUGCGGACUGUCAUUACAGGUACCAUCUGUAUAACCAGGCCUUUUCUGGCUGGCAGGAGUAUGUACGUAUGAGGGAAGAGAAGAGAAGAAUGUUGAAAAAAGCAGAAAGUUACGCUGAGGGACAGAGGCUGGCCAAGGCUUGGGAGAGCUGGCAGCUGUACUUGGAGGUGCGGAGGAUCAAAUUACGGAUGCAGGAGAAAGCGAUGCAGCAACGAGAGCAUGGAGUCCUGCGAUCUGCAUGGAGCCGGUGGAGGAGCCGCCUGCAGCUACGGCAAGAUCAAGGCCUCAUGGAAGAGGCAGCCCUCCAGCACUGGGCCCUGGCCCUGCAGAGUCGGGUGUGGCUGCAAUGGAAGGUGGUCUACUUGCAAGCCAUCAGCCAAAGAAAUCAGGAGACCAGAGCUGCCCAGCAUUACAGCCGUGGGCUGAAGAGAUUUGCUCUUCAGGCUUGGGCCAGAUACCUACACUACCGUCAAGUCAAGAAGAAGCGGCAGGCUGAAGCCAAACAUUUGUGGCAGCUGAAGGUGCUGUCCCAUUGCUGGCACAUGUGGCAGGAUGCCGCCUGGCGUGAGCAGCAGCAGAGGGACAAGUGGCAGGUGGUGGCCACGUUGGCACAGCGGAGCAGGCAACGCCGCGCCCUGGUUCGCUGGACAGCCUACAUGGGGCUGCGUCCGGAGCAGAAGGAGAGGGAGCAGAUUGCGAUGGAGCACGACGGCAGGCGGCUGUUGCACCUCGGAUUCCGGCUGCUGGCCUGGAACGUGCGUGAGAGCAAGGCCCGGCGGGUCAACCAGAUUCUAGCCCUUCGGCAACACCAGCACUGCUUGACUGUCCAGUUUUGGAAACACUGGCAGCAGCGUUAUGAGGAAGCAGAGGAAAGAAAGCUGCAGCCAAAAAUGGAGACGGCCUGCAGACAUUACAGCACGGUUCUGCUGAAGUCCUCCAUUCGGCGCUGGACAGAGUACGUGACAGAGCACAGGCUGGCACAGGAGAUGGAGCAGAAAGCCCAGGCCUGCUUUGUGAGACGGGUUCUGCCUCGGUGUCUCGGAGCCUGGGUGGAGUUUGCUGCUAGGCGGAGGCUGACCAGAGAACAGAAGGAGGUGGCAGAGGUCUACAGACAGCAGCAAACCUACAGCUGGGUGUUUUACACCUGGUGGGAGCGUUCGGUGGAGCAGAGGGAACUUCGACUGGCAGAGAGGAUGGCCAUUCUACACGCGGAGCAGUCAGUGCUGAGGCAGGCCUGGGAGCACUGGCGACGCAGAGCAGACGAGGACCGUCUGCAGCAGGAGAAGCAGGUGUCCGCAGGGCAGCUGUACCUGCACACGCUGGGACGCCGCACACUGAGGGAGUGGAGACUCAACGCCACCUUAAUGCAAACUGAGAGAGAAAGAAUGAAUCAGGCGCUGAGACAUUAUCAAAUGUUCUGUGUGAGACGGGCCUUAAACUGCUGGAAAAAGUAUGUCCAGUGCAGGAAAUCGAAGGCUAAGCAGGUGGAGCGGGUCCAUGACCACUACACCAGCAGGCUGCUGACAGGCGCUCUGGAAGGGUGGAAGGGUUACCACCAACAAAGACAGGCAGUCUACCACACCGUGGAGGAGUUAGAGAGAGGACAGCACCAAGUCCUGCUCAGGGAAGUGCUCAGUGUGUGGAGGAGGAACACAGUUCAGCUGGCGGCAGAGAGGAUUCAGUACGAGGAAGCCAGUCAGCACUACCAGCACUGCCUUCUGUCAAAGUCCUUUCAGGCAUGGAGACAGACCAGCGAGCGUUUGCUGCUGUGCCGUCAGCAGCAGUGCGAGAUGGUGAGGCGAGCCCAGGCUCAGAUUCAGCGAGUACUCCUGCGGCAGGUUUUUAAGCGAUGGAGGGAGAGGAGUAGGGCGCUGGUGGAGGAGAGGACUGGCAUGGAAAAGGCCAAGCAGCAUCACCGGGCAGUCCUGCUAGGACGUGCCCUGCAGGUGUGGAAGCUGUACCAUCACAGGAAGAAGCGUCUGUGGAUCUUAAAGAGACAGGCCACCUGCUUGCUGACUCACAGAACCUGUCUGCGAUACUUGACAUGCUGGAAAACACAGCUGCAGCUCAGACAGAAAGAGGCGGAGCUUACUGAGGUGGCGCUCUGGCAUUGGUCUCUAAACCUACAGGCCAAGGUGUUGGACAUCUGGAAAGACUGGGUCAGAGAGCAGCACCGAAAGCGCCACCGGCUGGGCCAGGCGGUUCAGCUCUACCGGGAUGGGCUGCUGAGGGAGGGGGCGGUGCGCAUCCUGACCUACACCACGGACAUGAGCUCCUUCCGGGCCAGCUCGUCCCAGCAAACCCAGGAGCAGAGCUCCCGGAAGCUGCAACGGGUGGUGUGGCGCUGUGCCAUGCGCUGGAAACAGCGAGCCCUGUGCCAGGCGGGCAGAGCGGCGGGAGGCCCGUCCAGGAAGAGGGUCUCUUUCAGCCUCCCUGUGCCCCCGGCCGGUAACACCAGCAUCCCCUGGAGCCGCGAGGCUGAAGGAGGAGCCGGAGAAGAGCACACAGCAAGUCAGAUGCUGGCAGCAAGGGCUGCACGUCUGCAGCCGCGCCGAUCCGAGCAUCUGCUCUACUCUCUGGAUACAGAGCCAGCGCGCAGUGCUGCACAGAGCAGCAUGCAGUGUCUGGUGUCAUCUGCUGAGCCUUCAUCCGUCACUCCAGGAAAAGGCCUUUGCCCCAGUGGUCCUGUGCUUCUCCAAGACCUGAUUCUGAAAGGGCCCAACCACACUGGGCCAUUAGGCUUGCGGAAGGAACCCGUUAGCGAGGAACCGCUGCUGCCCCCUUCCUGCUUCAUGACCUUCCCCAAACCCCAGCAUGAACUCCCAAGGUCAGAGGUUAAGUAUAGCGGCCAAUCAGACGUGCUGCUCUCCCCUGAUAAGUUUACCACAGUGGAUUGUGGGAGAUCUGAUGAGGAGGAGGAAGAGGAAGAUCAGCUGAGUCAUGGGAGGUGCACUAUCGACCCCACCACUGCACUCACUGAAGAGCUGCUCAGCAUUCGACAGGAUAUGCUGCGUUAUCAGGACAACAAGAAGCAGCUGCAGGCCUGGCGCAGACUGGCAGAGGUGUUGCGAAGCUGGCUGCGGACCAGUGCCAGCGAUGGCGAAGAGAGUGGAGACACCAGGCAGGAGCUAGCGGAGCUGGAGGCCAGGAUGACCAGGCUGUCAGGGCAGCUGGAAGGUGAAAAGGCUACCAUGCAGAGUCACGCCAGCAGGAUUCGUCACACGACCAGCAUGCUGCAGGAGUUGCGCCUCGGUUCGGCGGAAAGUGCAGCGCGUGGCACAAAGCCAGAGUGAGGACGGGAUCCUCGAGACCGAGGCUUGCAGGAGAAGACUGCAGGUUCUGCCAUUCUGACUGGAUACAGAAUGAGAAUCCAUCAUGGAGCCAAAGCUUUUACGCACCAAAAAAAAAUACGAUAGUGUGAAAGGUUUAUAUUUUUUUCCAUUGUACUUAUUGUAGUUUGCUACAGUUAUGACAUUCUGUGAAUUAUCUUUUUUGUAAUAAUUUACCAGAUGGUUAUUGCCUUUAUUCCCCAAUACAGAACAUGGGCUGAAAUGCCCUCUGUUUUACAUCUGUUUUGAGACUUUUUUGCACUGUUAAAUUUAUGACAGUUUAGUUAUGCUGGAAUAAUGUCAUGUACAGAAAAUUAUUUUUGUGACUUUUUAAAACAAUAAACAAUAAGGAAAACUGA